GGAGGGACCCAUGAGAGUAUGUCUGAGGGUAGGAGGAACCCUAUAGAGAGUGUCUGAGGGUAGGAGGGACCCUAGAAAAGGCAAUGGGAGGGAUCUGAAAUUAUUUUCUGAUCUUGUCUGAUAAUUGUCUAUUCAAAAAUAGUCUUCAGUGAGUGAUGUUGCCUCACACCCAAGACCUUCAGGGCAAUUUGAUCAUUUGCAAACCAGACUGUGAUGCCGUAUCGCAGGAUUCUCUCUAUGACCUCAUUUUCUGGUCAACUCCAAAUACCCUUAGUCUACGAAGGAAAUAGAGGCGUUGUUGGACUCUGAAGCAGACCCUGUUUACUUUGACCUUCCAGCUCAGCACCCAGGUACUUAUAUGAUCUACCCUGUGCUAUGUUGGCAUUGUGGACAACCAUAGACACGUGGUCACCGACUGACUUGGGGCUAGUUUUUCUAGCCUUAUUUUGUCACUAAAUGGAAGCAUUAAACUAAGGCAAUUACAGUCAAAGAGAGCCAACAACCCAGAGAUGGAUUAAAUGCAUUACACAUCCAUUUACAGUGGGGCAAAAAAGUAUUUAGUCAGCCACCAAUUGUGCAAGUUCUCCCACUUAAAAAUAUGAGCGAGGCCUGUAAUUUUCAUCAUAGGUACACUUCAACUAUGACAGACAAAAUGAGGAAAAGAAAUCCAGAAAAUCACAUUGUAGAAUUUUUAAUGAAUUUAUUUGCAAAUUAUGGUGGAAAAUGGUGGAAAAUGUUAACCUCAAACACAAAUAUCUCUCUCACACACACACGCACGCACGCACGCACGCACGCACACACACACACACACACACACACACACACACACACACACACACACACACACACAUACACACAGAGCUUUGUCAGGAGGAAGCUGACCAGAAGCAGUUAACCCACAUCAGUUUCCUUAUUAUCACUCUAUGGCAAGACUUCAAGAGGAGACAACAAACUUGUGAGGAUUUGACGAACGAGAAACUAAGGAAUUAUAUGUCUAAAGUCUACUAUCUUCCAGAUAGCUCAUAUUCUUUCACGGACCACGGUGAACAUGAACUCCUCCAGCAACUCUAGCUUGGACUCCACCUCCCGGGAAUCGGGCCGCCUGAUUUCGAGCACUGUCCUGGGGCUGUGCUGUGCGCUGGGCCUCCCUGGUAACAUAGCUGUCCUGGUGGUCAUCCUGCACUGCACGUCCCGACGCCCCAACUUCACCCUGUGCCUCAUGCUGAACCUGGCUUCCUCCGACAUCCUGUGCCUUACCACGGUGCCCGUGUGGAUCUAUACUCUCCGGCAAGGCUGGACUUUGGGCCGUGCUGCAUGCAAGUUAGCCACCUUCCUGCUCUACCUCAGCCUGUAUGCUAACGUGCUAACGGUUACUCUACUCGGUGUCCAGCGCUACCUCCAGGUCCUCUACCCGCAGAUGUGGAACAGGCUGGGGCGCAAGGGGGAGGUAGUGCUGCUCCUGGCCAUGUGGGGGCUCGCCUGUGCUCUGACUGCCCCCGCAGUUGCCACUCGCGAUGUGCGCGAUGGCGAGCUCAAGUGCCAGCGACACACGGGCUCCGAUGCUGAAAGAGUUGCUGUCCUCGUCUUGGAGACCCUUUUAGGGUUUGUGAUUCCGUUCUCUGUGCUGGUCACGUCCUACUGCCGCCUCCACCGGCGGGUGAACCAGACGGCGCUGUUCAGCAGUGCAAAGAUGACCCGGCUGGUGACCAGUGUGGUGGUCGCCUUCUUCAUCCUCUGGAUCCCUGUGCACAUUGUCAAUGUGGUGGACAUCGCCGGCAUUGUGCUGCAGACUUCCUGGCCAGAGGCAUCGGCAGCGCUGCUGAGACACAGAAGCGCAGCAGCGCGUGUCGUCCGGAGUUUUACGUUUUUUAACAGCUGCCUGGACCCCUUCCUGUACGCCUUUGCCUCGCGGAGGAUCCGUGAGCAGCCCAAGUCGUCGCCGAGGAGCGAAAGCAGGAUGCAGGUCACAAAUAUCUGAUGUAUGAAGCUGUGCUCUGCUGGUGUGACUAAAGGCAUGUGACUGGAAUGCCAACCCCUAAUUCUAACCCUCAGCCUACCCAUAAUCAAACCCCCCACCCUAAACUUAACAAGUCAGGGUACUCUCAAAAAUAAAUAGCUUUUUUUAGGUGUUCUUGACUUUGAUUUUAGAGCAGCCAAAUAAGAGUUCCAUUGGCCCUGCUAUUUUGUCCUCAACAAAACCUACAUUUUGGUUUGCUGACUGUAUAGGCUGUACUUUCUAGGUAUCCAUAGGUUAGCCUAGAUUUGUUAUUUCGGGGAUCUAUCGCCCUUCAAGCUUGACCUCCAUUGGUCAAAGCCUAAAUUGUAUUGCUUCUGUCAGCUUUCCCAUGAAUAAAUACAUAUGUUUGGUUACCAUGAGUAAGUUUCUCUUAUAGUACAUGUACUUCUGCUUUGGUUCAGAGGAGCUUCAAUUUACCAGUGUUUUGGAAUAUUUUGUCAUAUUUGUGAAGUUGCCUCAAUGUAUGUCAAAAUCAGGUAUUUUAGAAGAGAGCACAAUGGAAAAACACACUAGAUCCAUGCAACGACAUUUCUGCCUAAAUAGAUCAAUUAAAGCAUGCAUUUCAAACCUUUACCCCACUCUGAUGCCCAAUAUGGGUUUAAUCAUUUUAGUUUCAGUCUAUCCCGCAACAAGAAGUGAGCCUACUUGCCAACUUUUUAAAUUCUGAACCAAAUGAAGGUAGAACUUUUAUUUUUUACCUUUAUUUAGCCAGGCAAGUCAGUUAAGAACAAAUUCUUAUUUUCAAUGAUGGCCUGGGAACAAUGGGUUAACUGCCUGUUCAGCGUCAGAAUGACAGAUUUGUAGCUUGUCAGCUCAGUGGUUUGAACUUGCAACCUUCCAGUUACUAGUCCAACACUCUAACCACUAGGCUACCCUGCCAUAUGUCAGAUGUAAUAACACAUUUGGUAACCAGACAAACAACUUUAUCUGCACCCAAAGGAACAUGCCUUUAGGUUCAAAAUUAGAAAUAAAGCUUGAGAUUGACAAACUGUAGUUUAAAACAUUUUAUGAAACUAUAAACAGUUUUUUGGGGGUUAUGAUCAGGUGGUAAAAAUCGGUUCUGGGGAACUUGGAGAUUUUCAGAUGUAAGUGGUAUAUUUAUAAGUACAAAACUCAAAAUUCCUAACACGUAAUGCCCUCUAUCUUAUGUUCAGAACUUUUGAUUGUGAAUUCAUUGGGGUCUCACAGAACUUUAACUGUUGAGUCAUUCAAGCAAAAUCAAAUCUAACUUGCUUUUCUUUUUGAAGUGGUGAAUAGAAAGAAUAGUAGAUAGUAAAUAUAAUAUUCAAAUUAGAGUAGAGGGGUAAUAUCAUUUUCAAAUUAUAGUAGAGGGUAAAUAUCAUUUUCAAAUUAUAGUAGAGGGUGAAUAUCAUUUUCAAAUUGUAGUAGAGGGUUAAUAUCAUUUUCAAAUUAUAGUAGAGGGGUAAUAUCAUUUUCAAAUUAUAGUAGAGGGUAAAUAUCAUUUUCAAAUUAUAGUAGAGGGUAAAUAUCAUUUUCAAAUUAUAGUAGAGGGUAAAUAUCAUUUUCAAAUUAUAGUAGAGGGUAAAUAUCAUUUUCAAAUUAUAGUAGAGGGUAAAUAUCAUUUUCAAAUUAUAGUAGAGGGUUAAUAUCAUUUUGAAAUUAUAGUAGAGGGGUAAUAUCAUUUUCAAAUUAUAGUAGAGGGUAAAUAUCAUUUUCAAAUUAUAGUAGAGGGGUAAUAUCAUUUUCAAAUUAUAGUAGAGGGUAAAUAUAAUUUUCCACACAGUAUUUGACCAUCACCUAACAUGCACCAUGUUUUAAAUCAUUUGUAUCCAAUGGCAGGUUGUGAGCAGGUGUAACCGAUGUGAAAUGGCUAGCUAGUUAGCAGUUGUGCACGCUAAUAGCGUUUCAAUCAGUGACUUCACUCGCUCUGAGGCCUUGAAGUUGUUGUUCCCCUUGCUCUGCAAUGCUUUUGUGGCGCGAUGGGUAAUGAUGCUUUGUGGGUGACUGUGGGUCUGUGUGCAGAGGGUCCCUGGUUCGAGCCCAUGUUGGGGCGAGGAGACGGAAGCAAUACUGUUACACAUGUUCAGAAAUACAGCUACUUCGGAAAGUAUUCACACCCGUUAACUUCUUACACAGUUUUUUUCCAGCCUGAAUUUAAAAUAGAUUCAAUUAAGAUUUUGUGUCACUGGCCUACACACAAACUCCUGUAAUGUCAAAGUCAAAUAAUGUUCGAAGACAUUUUUACAAAUUAAUAAAAAGUGAAAGCUGAAUUGUCUUGAUUCAAUAAGUAUUCAGUCGCUACAAAGAUACAAGCGUCCUUCCGAACUUAGUUGCCGGAGAGGAAGGAAUUUCACCAUGAGGCCAAUGUUGACUUUAAAACAGUUACAGAGUUUAAUGGCUGUGAUUGGAGAAAUCGGAGGAUGGAUCAACAACAUUGUAGUUACUCCACAAUACUAAUCUAAUUGACAGAGUGAAAAGAAGGAAGUCUGUACAGAAUACAAAUAUUUCAAAACAUGCAUCCUGUUUGCCACAAGGCACAAAAAUAAUACCGCAAGAAAUGUGGCAAUUAAUUCUUUGUGCUGAAUACGAAGCAAAUCUAAUACAACACAUUACUGAGUACCACUCUCCACAUGUUCAAACAUAGUGGUAACUGCUUCAUGUUAUGGGUAUGCUUGUAAUCGUUAUGGACUAGGGAGUUUUUCAGGAUAAAAAAAUGGGAAUGGAGCCAAGCACAGGCAAAAUCCUAUAGGAAAACCUGGUUCAGUCUGCUUUCCACCAGACAUUGGGUAACAAAUUCACCUUUCAGCAGGACUAUAACCUAAAAUGAGGCAAAUCUACACUGGACUUGCUUACCAAGAACGCAGUAAAUGUUCCGGAGUG
Messenger RNA from Oncorhynchus keta (chum salmon), 4858 nucleotides. Its product is annotated as leukotriene B4 receptor 1-like. The coding region runs from base 1049 to 1978 and encodes 309 amino acids. The transcript has 2 exons. Gene Ontology annotation, cellular component: membrane. Gene Ontology annotation, molecular function: G protein-coupled receptor activity. Lineage: Eukaryota; Metazoa; Chordata; Actinopteri; Salmoniformes; Salmonidae. The record is from RefSeq and is a predicted model, not a curated record. Gene Ontology annotation, biological process: immune response; G protein-coupled receptor signaling pathway.